AUGUCGGGCCUCGAGCCACUUGCCGCCUUGGGGCUCGUGUGUAACGUCCUUCAAUUAGUUGAAGUCGGACUGAAAACAGCCACGCUUUGCAAGAAUGCCUAUCGCACAGGCGAACCGGAUCCCGAGCUCAGCGUCUACGCUCAGAAUCUGGCAGUCGCCGCUUCAAGCUUGAGCCAGUCGCUGGAGCGCUCCCAGCACCCCCUCAGUCUCGAUGACGCGAGGCUCUUGACUCUAGCUCGCAAUUGUCGAGAUGCCGAAGCUGAAUGGAGGAAGGAAACCCCAGCUCGGUUGCUUUCCCAACAACAACCUCGAAAGCGAGAUCGCUUUGGGGCCGUUUUCCGAGGGAUUAUCAAUAAGCCGGAAAUCGAUCGCUUGGAAAGUCAGCUACAGAAAGCCAAAGAGUCUCUGGAGACAGAUCUUCUUGUUGGAGCCUUCAAACGUCUUGAAAUCUCCAAGGUCCAGGCUGACGACCUUCGAGAAACGCUUCAAAAUUUCCUUGUAAUAGCAUCCGCCAGUGAAACAAAACUUCAUAACCUCAUCCAAGGACAAGUAUCUCUGGUCAAUACGCAGUUAUCAGACCGCAUUGAGAGAGCCGAAUCAUCCACAAAAGCUCAUAUCACAUCAGAACUUGGUAUUCAUGAGUCAAGAAUUAUAUCAAACGCCGAAAAGGGGAAGGAUAGUCUCUUGGCAGAAGCUGAAGCAAGAGAGGCGAGCCGGAGGGAGGACGAGGCCUACGAACGACUCCUGCGCAGCUUCCAUUACCCAGACAUGAAUCAUCGAAAAAAACGAGAUACAUUCCUCUCACGCGUUGACAUUCCACUGGAUAUUCGGACGAGCCAGUUUAGAUGUUCCUCAUCCAAAGCCUCGGCUUGGUGGUGGGCUAGACCUCAACGCCGAAGGGCUGGUCUACGGCACCUUUGUCAGAUGGCUUGA
Molecule: messenger RNA, 933 nt
Organism: Fusarium verticillioides 7600
Lineage: Eukaryota; Fungi; Ascomycota; Sordariomycetes; Hypocreales; Nectriaceae
Exons: 1
Coding region: 1-933 (310 amino acids)
Source: RefSeq, a predicted model, not a curated record